Messenger RNA from Ceraceosorus guamensis, 4683 nucleotides. RefSeq lists its product as hypothetical. The record is from RefSeq and is a predicted model, not a curated record. Lineage: Eukaryota; Fungi; Basidiomycota; Exobasidiomycetes; Ceraceosorales; Ceraceosoraceae. The transcript has 5 exons. Bases 1 to 4683 code for a protein of 1560 amino acids.
AUGGCCAAGGCCAAGGCGCCAGUGAGGGCUCAGCCUGCUGUCACAGCUCCGCCGGCCAGUGCUCAACAGCAGUCGCCCAGAGCAGCGCCUGUAGCGGAGCACAACUCCACUUCGACCCCCUCGGCUACCGCUGCAGCAGCCGCUGCCGCUGCGAAGAAGAAGAAAAAGAAGGCCAAAGGGAAAAAGGCGGACACGGACGAGUAUGCAGAUGAUACAGGCUCCCCCACGCUCGGAGAUGGCGUGCCUCUGAGUGUCGGCAAUGGAGGCCUGGAGGGUGUCAAUCACGCCCAAUCACCGCAUGCUGGUGCUCGCAAAGAUCCUUACUCGACUGCCGCCCAAGCACAGGCAGACUUGCUCGCCACAGCGAGCGAUCUCUACCGCCGCAUCGAGGCAGACCCUCAAGGCAUUCCGGAUGAUGAUGCGUACUGGACCUCGCUGCCAGCGCACCUUCGCACUUUCAUUCGCAAUGCGUUGCCCUUGGGUCAGCUGCCUGCGUCUGCUCAGAUGAACCCCAACGAUCCCAAGUCCCGGCAAGCAUCCACUCAAGCGAUGAUCGCGGUCGCGCAGCAACUCGCUCAAGCGGCGCAUGCCUCUCAGCGCCAUCUGCAGCAGUACCCUGGCGGCACACAUCCUUACACCGGUCUGCCGUUCGACCCUUCCAUCUUUGCAGACUUGGCCAUGCAUCCGGACACCGCACUGCCCCUUCAUCCGCACCCCAACUACACUACAGACAGUGGUGCUCAGCUGCACUACACCACGGGUGCGCCAGGCUCCAAUCCACCCCCCACUCAGCCACCUGGAGAGCCUUUACCGGCGCCUGUGUUGUUGGUGAAUGAGUACGGAGAGGAGACGGGGGAGUAUGAUGAUGAGUACUACUCUGAUGAAGAGCUGGAUCACGCCGAUGCAGCGGCUGCGGCGGCUCUUGACCGAGGCUUGAUACAAGGGCCGGAUGGUCAAUGGGUUCAGGAUGUUUCCAGAGCAAACCUCACCAACGGGGCGCCACAGUCGGCUGCUGCGAAGAAAAAGAACAAGAAGAAAAAGAAGAAGGGAGUCGGGGCCAACGCAGGGCAGGAACUGCUGCCACCUGUUCCGGCACCGGCGCCUCUGGCACCUUCUGCUCGUAGCCCAGCAGCUCCGCCGGCACCACAGCCCCCUCCGGCGCCGCGGUCGAAUGCUCCGGCCAGUAACGCACCUCCGCCACCAAGUUCCAGAGCGGCGGGCAAGCAGCCCAUGACGUUCACUUCCAACGCUGCGGGCAAGGCUCCAGCGCCACCUCGAGCAACCGCGAACGGGCAUGCGCAUUCAGCAGCUUCAGGGAAGAGGCCUGCUUCCGCGACCGGCUCAUCGCAUGCACACGGCUCAACAGCGAAUGGACAUGUGAGCCAGCCGCCGCGGAUUUGGUCUACGAGCACUGCUGAAGAGCGGGAGCGGAUUAAAGAGUUCUGGCUUGCUCUCAAUGAGAAAGAGAGGAGGAGUUUAGUGCAAGUGGAGAAGGACGCGGUGCUGCGCAAGAUGAAAGAUCAGCAAAAGCAUCAUUGCUCGUGCGCGGUCUGCGGGCGCAAAAGGAAUGCGAUAGAGGACGAACUCGAUGUGCUCUAUGACUGCUACUAUGAGGAGCUGGAACAGUAUGCCAAUCAUCAGCGCCAAUAUGUGUCAAGCGGCGGGACGAUUCCGCCUCCUCCCGGUCCGGGUCCCUUUCCUGGCUCUGUGCAAGUGGACAGUAACGGCAUGGUCAUUGAAGGCAAUCAACCUAGCAAGACCACUGCUGUUACUGCUGCUGCUGCGGAGCGACAGCCCACAGUCAGACAGCCCCACAAAAGAGGUCCACCGGCACCUCCAGACGAGGGGUACACUGAUGAAGAGCUCGAAGGCUCGGAAGAGGACUACGAGUAUGAGGAUGAGGAAGGAGACGAGGAAGAAGGCGACCCUGAGCUUGACGAGCAUGAUGUCAAAGGUGGCGCGCGUCGCCGAAGGGCUCCUGCGCCCGCUGCGAACAAUGCUGCCGGUCGAGACUUCCUCAGCUUCGGAUCAUCUUUGACUGUCAAAGGAGGAAUUCUCACAGUAGCAGACGAUCUCUUGAAGAAUGAUGGGCAGAAGUUCAUCGAGAUGAUGGAGCAGCUCGCUGAGCGUCGUGCAAUUCGCGAGGAGGAGGUUCGAGAAGAGCUGGACGCAUCGCGGGAUGGCGAUGGCGAAGCCGAUGACGACGAAGCAGACGAUGAGGAAGAUGAUGAAGACCUCGAAGACCCUGCUGAUGCCCUUACAGAUGAGCAGAGGAUGGAGGAAGGACGUCGCAUGUUCCAGAUCUUUGCCGCGCGCAUGUUCGAGCAGCGCGUGCUGCAAGCGUACCGAGAGCGUAUUGCCCAAGAACGACAGCUGCAACUUCUCCGCGAACUCGAAGAAGAGGAUGCUGCCGAGAAGGAACGCGAUGCGAAGCGAGCCAAGGAGAGCUUGCGCAAGAAGGACAAGAAGAAGCAAGCGAAAGCUGUCAAGGAGGAGGAGCGUGCCAAACGCGAUGCCGAGAAGGCUGCUGCGGAGGCUGCUACCCGAGAGAAGCUUGAGAAACAGCGCGAGGCGGAGCUGAAGCGCCAAGAGGAAGUGCGGCAGAAGCGCGAGGCUGAACGUAAAGCACAGCUCGAAGAGAAGGCGAAGAAGGACGAGGAGCGACGUAAGCGUUUGGAAGAGCAGGAGGCGGAGAAGGAGCGCAAGCGCAAGGAGAAGGAAGAAAAGCUUCGUCUCGAACGCGAAGCGCGAGAGGCAAAGGAGCGGGAGCGCAAAGCAGCCGAAGAUGAGAUCAGGCAGCAGAAGGAGCUGAAGGAGAAGGAAGAGGCCGAGCGAAGAGCCAAGAGGGAGAAAGACAGAAAGGCAGCCGAGGUUGCCAAAGCUGAGAAAGAAGCAGCUGAGCGUGCGGCUUCGCAGGCCAAAGCAAAUCAGCUUGCGCAACAACAGCGAGCGGCUGCUGCGGCCGCUGCAGCUGCGAAGGCACCUGUCCCUUCGCCUCCUGGAUCCACGCCCACUACGGCUCCUGUCUCGCCCUCGGGAUCUCGAGCCCAAAUUCCAAUGUCGCCUGUUCCCAGAUCUCCUGCUGCAGCUGCUGCUCUGGCCACUGCUUCGGCCUCUUCACCGCGAAGUAGAGGUGCAACUUUGCCAUCUUCUCCAGGCUCUGCCAUGGGAAACCUUCAUCAGGGAUCAGCAUCUGGCCAAGGAUCAUCUCUGGCCGGUCUCGGUCGCUCUCAGCCGCCAGCUGCCCGCCCUCUGCAAAGCUCGGCAGGUGUGCAGCUGCCCUCAGCUCCUCAUGCAGUCGCGCAUCAAGGCCAACACACGCAGGCGCCUGUGCAAGCGACCAAUUUCUCGAGCGGUUCUUCCUUGCCGGCUCCUCCUCAAGGUUUGCCUGCUAGGCCGAUUCUGAACACGGCCCAGCCGCAGCAACCUGCUGGUCUCCCGACAUCAGCGCCGAGCUCUGCGUCGCUUCCGCGAGCCCCUGCUGGUGCAGCCACCUCUGCCAGCCCUGCCACCGGCCCUGCGUUCUCUUCUGCAGUGGGAAUGCAAGUUCCUUCAAGCGCGCCUCCUGUUCAGCGAAGCACAGCCGCUACGCCAAGUGCGAGCAGUGGUGGACCCUCCCAGUCUUUCAGUCACUUGCAGCAGCACCUGCCAUUCCAGCAACCAGGUCAAAUCGGACAGCCCAAGGCCUCGCCAUUGCCGGGCGAUCCGCGUGCGUUCGCUUCUCCGGUCUAUGGUCAUGCUGCAGCCUCGGGCCUGGAAGGUCUGCGUUCUCCACCUUUGCCCAAUGGCCUGCCCAGCGGUAUGAACCACAAUUUGGAAGGCAUACCCUCACCGACUGUUGGAAACGCUACCGCGUCUCUUUCGCAGCUGAGCCUCGCAGGCAUGCCCGGAGCCCAAACUCACGGCGCACCUCUCUCAGGAGGAAGCGGUGCAGGCGUCGCUGGCCAUUCUCGGUCGCCAUCUUCAGCUCUGGGCAGCGAGCCAAGCUACCGCCCUAGCUCCAACAGCUUCUCCGUGAACCGCGCUGUUCAUCGCAGCAAUGCUGGGCCCAUCGGUCCCAUUGGGCGACCUCCGACUGCAGAGCCUUUCGACAGCUCCAUUGCUCUUGGCAGCAUUGGAGGCGGCAUUGGCAGCGGCAUCGGUUCUUCAGGCAGCUCCGCAAUCGGAUCAGGUGUCGCUCGUGCUCCAAGCCCCAGGUUGCCGGAUGGCAUUCUGGGAAGCUCAGCCCUCGGCGGUGAUGACGAGCUCGUACAGCCGCAACCUCGGCGCACAAGUCACGCUACAGCACCCGGUGCAGGUGGUCCUUUCUUCAGUGGUGGCGGCGCCUUCGGCGCAGCUUCGCCCUGGGGACCUGCUCGCCCGUCACAAGGUGCGCCCAGUGGUCUUGGCGGGCUCGGCCCUUCGCUCGCCUCCCCCGGAGGGGCAUUUGGAAGUCUUGCUUCGCCCGGGCCUAUGCCGACUAGUGCAGCUUCAGGAUCAAGCUUUGCUGCCGCUGACCCUUGGGCCAGAGCUGCAAAUGGCUGGGACCGUGCUAGGACUGCUUGGGAGCCUGCGCCGAUGGCUCACGGAGCUGCUGGGUUUGGUCCGCCAGGUUCAGCAAAUCAGAGACCAGGAGGCGUGGGCAACAGCAGCGGAAGUGGCAGCGGUAACGGUGGAUACGGCGCGCCCGGCAGCGGAUUCUGA